Molecule: messenger RNA, 1113 nt
Organism: Lodderomyces parapsilosis
Lineage: Eukaryota; Fungi; Ascomycota; Pichiomycetes; Serinales; Debaryomycetaceae
Exons: 1
Coding region: 1-1113 (370 amino acids)
Source: RefSeq, a predicted model, not a curated record
AUGCCUAGCUUAACCACGACAUACACAUCAGAUCCCACUCUAGAUAGAUCCUUAGACCACCUAAUAGAUCAAAGUUGGAGCAAAUGUUUUGGAAAAAUAGACAAGAUUGAUAUGGCGCAAUUGUUCAAUCUUAUUAACGAUGUACAAAAGGUGUUAAAGAUUGAAUCAUUAUUCACUUCAACUGAGUUGAAAAACAUAAACCAUUUCAAAAAUCAAAGCUCCCACUUGAAAUUCACCAAAUCAGAUGCAAAAAGGUUUAUUUUGUCUGUGACUGGUGCUGAGUCUUUUGCCAGUUUACUAAAAGAUCGGUUUGGAUUAUCGAAUGAAGUUGUGAGAGAAAGAAUAUAUGAUUCUAAAUCAUCAUCUAAUGAUGCGUUUCGAUUUUGGAGGAAUUCUCAAAAUAAAAUUGAACUGAGAGCAAGGUCAAUCAAGGAUGAAGAAAUUGAUAAUUUGAGGAAGGAAAUUGCAAUUAUGCGACAAACUAACAACGAAAAGGAUAUUCAAUUGAAGAUAUCGGAACAGGAGAUUGAUAGAUUGAAAACACGACUUGCUGAUUUGACCACGCUUUACAAGAAUGGAGGAGAUAAUAGAGCGUCCUUGGUUGCCCAAUUGGCUGAUAGAGACGCUGCAUUAAUCGAGCUGACGCAGCUUUGUAAACAAUACAAAGAUGCAUGUAUUGAAUAUAAGCAACGAGAGAAGGAAACAGUAUUGGCUUUUAAAACGUUGGAGAGGGAAAUAGCAAGACAAAAUGACUUGAUACGGCUUUUACAAAAUCAGGUACCUGUUGAGAACAGCAACUCAAAAUCGAUCAAACAUUUCCUUUUGAAUUUACCAAUUGUCAAACAGAAUUACGUAUUUUUAAAGUAUAGGCACGAGUUAAAGAGUAAUAGGGCAUUGAUGAUAUCAAUAUUAAGUAUUAUUUGUUUGUUUUUGAUUGUGGUGAAUGUGGUUCAGGUUGUUUACCUAUCAUUGUCAAUGAUACUUCCAUUCGUUCUUGGUAAAGGUUCCGGCAUCGUUUACAUUAAUGAUAGGAUACGAUCACCAGGGUUAAUUGAUUUGUUGAGUAGUGUACCGACAAUAGAGAAAUUUGUGUACGAUUAUAUAGACUGGUAA